AUGUGGAAACUCAAAUUCGCUGACAAUGGAGGUCCUUUUUGUGAAUGGCUUUUCAGUACCAACGAUUUUGUGGGAAGACAGACUUGGGAGUUCGAUCCAGAGGCCGGAACUUCAGAAGAACGAGCUGAAGUCGAAAAAGCUCGUCAGGAAUUCUAUCAAAAUCGUUUCAAAGUUCGAGCUUGUGGGGAUGUUUUGUUACGCUUGCAGCAAUUAAGGAAAAUCAAAGAUAAAUUCGAUCUUAGGAUACCACAAGAGCCGAAUAUUGGAGACGAUGAUGAAGUGACCUUUGAAGCAACGACAAAUACGUUAAGGAGAGCCAUUCGAUUCUUUUCUGCCAUGCAAGGCGAUGAUGGCCAUUGGGCUGCUAAUAUUGAUGCACCCUUAUUUCUGAUGCCACCUUUGGUUUUCACGUUACAUAUAACGGGAACGAUUAAUAACAUCUUGUCGCAUGAACAUAAAAAGGAGACACUGCGGUAUAUGUAUUGGCAUCAGAAUGAAGACGGAGGAUUCGGGUUUCAUAUAGAGGGACAUAGUAUUAUGUUCAGUACUGCACUUAACUAUAUUUGUAUGCGCAUUCUCGGAGAAGGACCAGACGGUGGUCACGACAAUGCUUGUGCUAGAGCAAGAAAAUGGAUCCUUGAUCAUGGUGGUGUUACAUCGAUACCUACAUGGGGCAAGGCUUGGCUUUCUGUACUUGGAGUUUAUGACUGGUCAGGUUGCAUUCCCAUGGUCCCAGAGUUUUGGUUUCUGCCUUCGUUUCUCCCUAUCAAUCCUGCUAAAAUGUGGUGUUUCUGUCGGCUGGUGUACAUGCCGAUGUCAUAUCUAUUUGGUAAAAGAUUUGUCGCACCCAUUACGGAUCUCACUAUAACGUUACGAGAGGAACUUCAUGUGCAACUUUACGAUAAUAUCAACUGGAGCCGAAUGCGCCAUCUUUGUUGCAAGGAAGAUCUCUAUUACCCACGUUCUUUUGCCCAGAACCUGCUUUGGGACUCUGUCUACAUGUUUGUGGAGCCCCUUUUAAGAAGAUGGCCAUUUGCAAAGUUGGUCAGAGAGAAGGCUCUGAGUCUAACGAUAAAACACAUUCAUUAUGAAGAUGAAAAUAGUCGCUACAUCACCAUGGCUGCCGUAGAAAAGUCUCUAUGCAUGCUAGCUUGUUGGGUAGAGGAUCCCAAUUCAGAUGCUUUUAAGAAACAUGUUGCCAGAGUACAGGAUUACAUCUGGGUUGCCGAAGAUGGACUUCGCAUGCAGAAUAUCGGAAGUCAGACAUGGGAUGCUAGUUUCGCACUUCAUGCGCUUCUAACAAGUGAUGAUCUUAUUGACGAAAUAGGUCCUACCCUCAAGAAAGGACACCAUUUCUUGAAAGUGUCGCAGGUUAAAGAUAAUCCAUCUGGUGAUUUCCGAAGUAUGUACCGUCACAUAAGUAAAGGAGCGUGGACCUUCUCUGAUCAAGAUCAUGGCUGGCAAGUUUCAGACUGUACGUCUGAAGCGCUAAUGGCGUGUCUCAUAUUUUCCCAAAUGCCAUCAGAAAUUGUUGGAGAUAAAUUGCCAGUGGAACGUUUUUAUGACGCUACCGAGGUCAUUCUUUCCCUUCAAGGUGCAGAUGGUGGAUUCGCUGCGUGGGAGCCUGCAACAUCACAUGCAUGGUUGGAGGUUUUCAAUCCAACGGAAAUCUUUGAGGAUGUCUUAGUGGAGCAUGAAUAUGUGGAGUGUACUUCAUCAGCAAUUGAAGCCCUAGUUAUGUUCAAGAAUUUGUAUCCUCAUCAUCGCACGGAAGAAAUUGAAACCUGCAUUGAAAAAGCAGUAAGCUAUUUAGAGUACAAACAAGAGCCUAACGGCUCAUGGUAUGGAAACUGGGGAAUAUGUUAUAUCUAUGGCACAUGGUUCGCUCUACGAGCCCUUUCAGCUGUAGGGAAGAAAUACUCCAACAGCUUGACUGUUCAUAAAGCUUGCAACUUUCUUCUCUCAACCCAAAAAUCAAUUGGCGGUUGGGGAGAAAGUUAUUUUUCAUGCAUGAAGAAGGAAUUUGUUCCUUUAGAAGAAAACAAUUUAGUACAGACAUCAUGGGCUUUGAUGGGUCUCAUUCACGCUGGCCAGGCGGAGAAGGAUCCAAAGCCUCUGCAUCGUGCAGCUAGGGUACUGAUAAAUAACCAGAUGGAAAAUGGGGACUUUCCCCAACAGGAAAUAACAGGAGCGUCAUUGAAGACAUGUAUGCUGCACUACUCACUUUUUAGAAACACUUUUCCAAUUUGGGCUCUUGGCGAAUAUCGUCGGAAAGUACUCAAAAAUCCUUUGCCCGGCAAAUGA
Messenger RNA from Papaver somniferum (opium poppy), 2304 nucleotides. RefSeq names its product beta-amyrin synthase-like. The record is from RefSeq and is a predicted model, not a curated record. Gene Ontology annotation, cellular component: lipid droplet. Gene Ontology annotation, molecular function: beta-amyrin synthase activity. Gene Ontology annotation, biological process: triterpenoid biosynthetic process. Lineage: Eukaryota; Viridiplantae; Streptophyta; Magnoliopsida; Ranunculales; Papaveraceae. The coding region runs from base 1 to 2304 and encodes 767 amino acids. The transcript is spliced from 18 exons.